Messenger RNA from Fusarium oxysporum Fo47, 761 nucleotides. RefSeq lists its product as uncharacterized. The record is from RefSeq and is a predicted model, not a curated record. The transcript has 3 exons. The coding region runs from base 136 to 579 and encodes 147 amino acids. NCBI's taxonomy places the organism in Eukaryota, Fungi, Ascomycota, Sordariomycetes, Hypocreales, Nectriaceae.
AUGCAUCCUAUCAACCAGAUAUUUGUAGCAAGCGUAAUUUAGUAGAGUUCAUUAUAUCUUUCCAGAUUUUAAUGCCGGCCUUCCGUUCUCUACCAGCCUUCUCCCAAAUCCUUCUUCACUUCCUAUUAUUUCAAAAUGCAGAUAUCUGAAGUUACCAGGAUUGCGUCUUUGCUUUCUCUAACGGCUGCAAGAAUUGUCACAACUAUCGCGGAAAAAUGGGAUUACACGUGGGAGGAAGAAAUGCCCGUCGAAGACUUGGCAUGCUGGAGUGAAGAUAAAGACAACGUUAUCAAGUAUAUGGGCUGGGAGUCUCUGAAGAACCUACCCGUUGCGAUCGCGGGCUAUGAAGGCGGCCGCCGCCAGGCAAUGCUCGUCCUGGACUACGCAUUAUCGGGGUUCGCAACUGACUAUGAGACUUUUGAAUCGCUCACAGAUGGACAGGCUUGGAGGACUGGGAAGGCAAAUGUUACUGCCUUUCACUCUUCUGAUCUUCGUGAUUCUGGCAUUGGGUCUGAGCCGGCGGGGGUAGAUCGCAAGUUUAUAGGCGACUAUCAACCAUUUGAGGAACCCAGCUCUUAAGGUAACUUCGGUUUGGUUGGUAUGAAGACUCAAUAGUUCUUUAGACGUUGAGUGGAAGACAGUCUGCAACUGAGAUGUUAGGAGCCCUAUCCUCAUCUAGGGUGAUUGGGUCAGAAACAAUAUACAGACAUCACACCUCGAUCAAAGGGGCCAAAGAUUUUAAGAAAAGUUCAUUGAAAGGG